Messenger RNA from Pelodiscus sinensis (Chinese soft-shelled turtle), 2491 nucleotides. It is a transcript of the gene ARSI, whose product is annotated as arylsulfatase family member I. The record is from RefSeq and is a predicted model, not a curated record. NCBI's taxonomy places the organism in Eukaryota, Metazoa, Chordata, Testudines, Trionychidae. Gene Ontology annotation, molecular function: sulfuric ester hydrolase activity.
UUAAUUGCUUCUCUUUUUUUUUCUAAGGAGAGAGAGAGGAGGGGAGGAGAGGGGAGGGAGAGAGUUGUUUCUAUAAAACUUGCCAAAGGAAUUUGGAAGGACAAACCCUAGGGUGGGAGGGUAGAUUGUGAUUUUAUUUUUGGAAGAGAAAGAGAUUUCCCGUGCCUCUUUCUCAGUGUAAGAUGCUGGGACAGUAACUUCCCUUAGAAGCCUGGAUGCUUGGUCCAGCAUGGCUGUUUAUGCCCUCACAGGUUUCUCACUGGUCAGCCUGCUUAGUUUUGGCUACUUGUCCUGGGAUUGGAUGAAGCCCAGUUUGGUGACAGAUGUUUCCAUGGAGAAAUCGCUCUCUUCUUCCUUCUCCAGAUCACCUCACAUCAUCUUCAUUCUGACUGAUGACCAGGGGUACCAUGACAUCGGGUACCAUGGCUCAGACAUACAGACACCAAUGCUAGACAGGCUCGCAGCCGAAGGGGUUAAGCUGGAGAAUUAUUACAUCCAGCCCAUCUGUACCCCAUCCAGGAGCCAACUUAUAACGGGCAGGUACCAAAUCCACACCGGCCUGCAGCACUCUAUCAUCCGGCCCCGGCAGCCCAACUGCUUGCCCCUGGAUCAGGUCACCUUGCCCCAAAAGCUGCAGGAAGCCGGCUACUCGACACACAUGGUGGGCAAGUGGCACCUUGGCUUCUACAAAAAGGAAUGCCUGCCCACCAGGCGAGGCUUCGACACCUUUCUGGGCUCCCUGACCGGCAACGUGGAUUACUACACCUACGACAACUGCGAUGGUCCUGGCGUCUGUGGCUACGACCUGCACGAAGGGGAGAACGUAGCGUGGGACCAGAGUGGGAAGUAUUCCACCCUCCUCUACGCCCAGCGUGUAAGCAAGAUCCUGGCCACCCAUAACCCCAAGGAGCCCAUCUUUAUCUACGUGGCGUUCCAAGCUGUGCACACACCCUUGCAGUCCCCCAAGGAGUACAUCUACCGCUACCGCUCCAUGGGUAACGUGGCACGACGCAAAUACGCCGCCAUGGUGACGUGCAUGGACGAGGCCGUGCGGAACAUCACCUGGGCGCUCAAGAAAUAUGGCUACUAUGACAACAGUGUGGUCGUGUUCUCCACGGACAACGGCGGGCAGACUUUUUCGGGGGGGAGCAACUGGCCUCUGCGGGGCCGCAAAGGGACCUACUGGGAAGGUGGGGUCCGGGGCAUCGGCUUUGUGCACAGCCCCCUCCUCAAACGCAAGCGCAGGACCAGCCGGGCAUUGGUCCACAUAACAGAUUGGUACCCCACACUGGUGGCCCUGGCUGGGGGCAACGUAUCAGAAGCCGAGGGCCUGGACGGGUACAACGUGUGGCCGGCCAUCAGUGAGGGCAAAGAGUCCCCACGCACUGAAAUCCUACACAACAUCGACCCCCUCUACAACCACGCCAAGCAUGGCUCCUUGGAGGGUGGCUUCGGCAUCUGGAACACAGCUGUGCAGGCCUCCAUACGGGUGAGGGAAUGGAAGCUUCUGACCGGUGACCCUGGCUACAGCGACUGGAUCCCGCCUCAGAUGCUCACCAACUCCCGGCGGCUGACGGACAGCGUGCGCAAGUCCGUCUGGCUCUUCAACAUCACGGCCGACCCCUACGAGCGUGACGACCUUUCGGAACAGCGCCCAGACGUGGUGAGGGCUCUCUUGAAGAGGCUGGUCUACUACAACCGGACGGCGAUCCCCGUUCGGUACCCGGCCGAGAACCCCCGGGCCCACCCGGACUUGAACGGUGGUGCCUGGGGGCCGUGGGCCAGCGAGGAGGACGCGGAGGAUUGGGAGGGAGGUGGCGGGCUGCUGAAAAAUAAGAACAAGAAGAAGAAGUGCAAGAUCUGCAAGCUGCGCUCCUUUUUCCGGAAGCUGAACACCAGGCUGAUGUCAAAUCGCAUCUGAGGGGAGCAUCACAGAGCUCCAGGUGCAGCUGCUUGAGGAGGGGUGGUCCAAAGGGCCAGGACAACUGGAGAGGGUGAGGCAGAUGGCCACAGAGCAACUGCGCGCUCUCGCUUUUCCUCACACCAAUGGACACGCUCACAGGGCUGGUCACGCACAAAAGCCACCAGUUGUCUUUCCCUCCGGAUUCCCCAAUUUCUGCUCCUGGGGGAGCAAUCUGUCGGACUAGCCGUCUGUUCUGCGAGGAACAGGUGUCCAGACGGAGGGGGGCGAGGGAGCGCGAUGAGGGUUCUGCAGUUCUGGUGAGUGCCUGUUACAUCGGUCGCCGGUUAUCAAACUGUCUGGCCCGUUCAAGCCAGGGACCAGUUCAAACGCACCAUCCUGAGAGCAAAGCUUUAAACACAGAUCAAACCCAAGGUACUCAAAGCUGCAGAGGGAUGUUUUUGAGUGGUUUGUAAGAGAACAUAAGAAUGGCCAGACUGGGUCAGACCCAAGGUCCAUCUAGCCCAGCGUCCUGUCUUCCAACAGUGGCCAAUGCCAGAUGCCCCAGAAGGAAUGAAAAGAACAGGGGAU